Molecule: messenger RNA, 1434 nt
Organism: Lagenorhynchus albirostris (white-beaked dolphin)
Lineage: Eukaryota; Metazoa; Chordata; Mammalia; Artiodactyla; Delphinidae
Gene: NECAB2
Product: N-terminal EF-hand calcium binding protein 2
Exons: 13
Coding region: 277-1044 (255 amino acids)
Biological process (GO): regulation of amyloid precursor protein biosynthetic process
Cellular component (GO): cytoplasm
Source: RefSeq, a predicted model, not a curated record
GUGGGGGAGACCCCCCGUGCGUGGGCGCUGAUACCCGGAGCCGGAGCCGGCAGAGGGCGCUCCGGGCUCGCCGGACACCGCGCUCCGGCCCCUGCGGCGAUAUUCCGCCGUGCGGACAAAAAUGAUGACGGGAAGUUAUCCUUGGAGGAAUUCCAGCUCUUCUUUGCAGAUGGCGUCCUCAACGAGAAAGAACUAGAGGGUCUCUUCCACACCAUCGACUCCGACAAUACCAACCAUGUGGACACCAAGGAGCUGUGUGAUUACUUUGUGGACCACAUGGGGGACUACGAGGACGUCCUGGCCUCCCUGGAGACCUUGAAUCACUCUGUCCUGAAGGCCAUGGGCUACACCAAGAAGGUGUAUGAGGGUGGGAGCAACGUGGACCAGUUUGUGACACGCUUCCUCCUGAAGGAGACGGCCAAUCAGAUCCAGUCCCUGCUGAGCUCGGUGGAGAGUGCGGUGGAGGCCAUCGAAGAGCAGACCAGCCAGAUCCGACAGAACCACAGCGUGGUGGAGACCUGGUCUGGGAGCUCCACUCCCGUCUACGCCCACAACCACAAGCUCACGGCCGUGGAGCAAGGGAAGAGCUUCCCGCUUGUCACCUCAGACUCCAGGGAGGAGGGCCUGGAAGCCCAGAUCAGCAGGUUGGCGGGGCUGAUAGGACGGCUGGAGAGCAAGACCCUUUGGUUUGACUUCCAGCAGCAUCUCUCGGAUGAAGAAAGCACCAACAUGCAUCUGCAGCUGGUCCGGCAGGAGAUGGCCGUGUGCCCUGAGCAGCUGGUCGAGUUCCUGGACUCCCUGCGUCAGUACCUGAGGGGCACCGCCGGAGCCAGGAACUGCUUCCACAUCGCUGCCGUGAGGCUGGCGGACGGCGUCACCUUCGUGGUCUACGAGUUCUGGGAGACAGAGGAGGAGUGGAAGAUGCACCUGCAGAGCCCCGUGUGUAAGGCGUUCCGGCACGUCAAGGUGGACACGCUGAGCCAGCCCGAGGCCCUCUCCCGGAUCUCCGUGCCAGCUGCCUGGUGCACCCUGGGUCGUGACUGAGCCCCUGCCGCCCUGCUCCCUCUGAUGAAGGACGUGCACUCUUUUCUAGAAACUGUGGUACAUGAGCUGUCUUUUCAGUAGAAGGUCUUUUCCUGCUGGUUGAAGUGAAGGCGAACCCCCGCCCUGGCACUCCCCCGCCCCGAUUGUGGACAGAGCAGCAUCGAGCUGCUGGGCCUGCUGCAGCCCGAGGGCGGCAGUGAGUGAGGGGGGAGCGGCCCCGCCCCCAGCGCAUGGCCACACAGGACCAGCCCCCACGUCCUCGGCCGGGCUCGCCCCUCACCCUUCUCUCCCCUCCUGGUUGCCACUCCUCCUCCUGCGAGGAGCUGGGACCCUGUGGUGACCCCCAGGCCCGGGCCGAGCCCGCAGGCGGCAGUAGACCCCAUGUAGCCA